Messenger RNA from Polistes dominula (European paper wasp), 1150 nucleotides. RefSeq lists its product as uncharacterized. NCBI's taxonomy places the organism in Eukaryota, Metazoa, Arthropoda, Insecta, Hymenoptera, Vespidae. The record is from RefSeq and is a predicted model, not a curated record.
UUAAAUGAAAAUACAUUCCUUUAAAUAAUGAUCAUAAUAAUAAUAAUAAUAAAAAGAUGUUCUCGUAAUUAUCGUAAAUCACAUUUGUGAACUCGUAAAUCUUUAAUAUCCUUAUCUCGGAUCUAUAAAAGUGAUAUUUACAUUUAGAAAUCCACAAUAGAAAUGAUGUUACGAGAGUUGACCGGAGAUAUCACUGCGCAUGUCACCCUUCCACAAUAAAAGAAAAAAAAACUAAGGAGGGUAAGUUAAAUGACAAACGUUUAAAAUAAUUAUACUUAAACGUUACUACAAUAGUAAGACGACGAAUCGAUUAAAAAAAAAAAAAUUAAUUCACCCUUUCAAACAUGCAGUGAAUAUGAAAUUGCUCAUUUACAGGAAAUGUUUCAAAGUAACUAUUAUAACAAUAAUAUUUAUUGGCGAUUCGAAUAACUGCAUUUAUUUCACGUGAACGAACGAACAAACGAACGAUAGAAAAAAAUAAUAAACGUGUGGGAUAUUUUAAAAAUGAUCGGUCUUAGAAAAUACAUAAAACGAAUGUUCACUUUUGAACUACUUUGUUGGCGUUAUAAGUUCAUGUUAUCUUUAAUAGGCUGUUGGCCACCAUUAUAUGUUAAAAAACAAAUAUUUAAAAGAUUAUUCGUCAAUAUAUGUUUGACUAGUUUGAUUUUAAUUCAGGUAUUUGCUCUUUUCACUUCGGCAAACGAAAUCGAUACAAUUUUGGAAAUAAUGACUUAUCUUUUACCAAUCCUUGGUAUGGACACCCCAUACUUUGCUGUAUAUUUUAAUAUAGAAAAGACUCUCUAUUUUUACAAUCACUGUAUUGCUGAUUGGGAAAAAUUAGAAAAUGAAGAGGAACGUGAAAUUUUUCAAAAAUGUGUCAUAAAUAAUACUUAUUACACUCUUCUUAUAACUGGUAGGAUGAGACAACAAUUUUUUAAAAUUACCCACAUUUUUUUGGAAUCUUAAUUCAUUGCAAAAUAUAAUUAUCAUUAAUUGAUUUAACCAGUUAAGUGUGUUUGACAACUAUAUCAGUCAUGGAGAUGUGGCCAAAAUUAUCUAUUACCGACGUCAUCUAUAUCCGUCAUGCGUAAAAGUUUGUUACAAUUUAAUGUUUAAAUUGUAAUUUUGAUAGCGAAAAUUAAAUUAUAUU